ACAGUUCCUGAGAAGUUGAUGACUGUGGUUUGGUCCUCUUUUGCUGACUUCUGCCUUUUGAGAGUACUUUUUCAUUUUUUUAUUCCGUUGGAUUUCUCAGUUCAUAUGGAUAAUCAAGUCUGGAAUAUGACAUUUAAACAAGGCUCAACAAACAAAUCAAACAAAAAACUGGCUAUCAUUAGGUCGACAGUAUUCACACCAUUGUCAAGUAAAAAAAGGCUGAGGAGGUUAACAAACAAGGUGCGUCACCUGGGUGUGGCAAGUACUUAUCGCUCUUAAGAGCGAAAGAAGAGAUUGACUUCUUGAAGUCAUUAUUGUUAUUAUUAUUUGGCCAACAACAACAGUAUCUAGUGGAUCAUUUGAAGAAGUCCAAACUGAACACCGAGGGGAUUAAGGUGGCAUUAAUUUUGUUUUUUUAGGUCUAAGAUUUCAAGAAAAAACAGCUCUACUCUAAGUGUAAACAACCUGCCCCAGCAGAGGUGCAUGCUGCUUGGCGGUUGACAGAAGUCUCUACUACCGUAGUCUCAGACAGCAUGUUCUAAAGUGGUGAUUUCCAAAUGACAAAGAGCUAAUGAGACUCUGAGAGAUGUAGAUACCACAUUCAUCGCCAACGUAAUGACAGCUAAACAAGGUUAAUGUUAGUGAUGUCUGUGGCUACGUAGCCAAUAGAUUAGCAUUAGCUCCAUGACAUCCUGCAUCGUUCCUGUAUGUUUAUAUGGUCGGUAUUAUUAUAAACAGCUGAUCGCGACACAUAUUACAACAGCGAUGUUGUGGAUAUCGCUUUGACGAGACUGUCAGUAUUUUUUAAGCCAUUUCUGUCACCUUAAAAUAAACAAUCGGAGGAAAAACGUUAGCAUGCUAAAAUGUAGCUGUCAAGUUGCUCACCUUCAGCCUGAUCUCAUAGGUGGUGAACCUGCCCCUGCCCACCCCCAUCGUCUCAGGGUUGCUCACGUCAAUCUCUAGAAAGUUACUCGGAGGUCCAUACGCGUCGUUGAGGUUCUGAGGCUUGGUGAAUAGCCUUCGUGUGUCAGCUAUGGUGUCAGCCAUUUCUCCCCCUCAGCGUUCAGCAGGACGGCCACUGACACUCCAGCGCGCGGCGGCAGCACUUCCGGUCAGCUGACACUCCGCUGACGCCGCGUGACUCCUCAAUGGUUGAUUUCACCGCUUUUCGUUAUGUUCGCUCGAGCCUCGUUUCUGCCAGACACAGCCUCAGAGUCAGCAGGGCGUUCAUGCCGAAUACUAAAUACCGUUAAAUGCUCCCAUGUCCAAACGAUGUGGCAUGUCAUUAUUUGUAUUUUACAAUUCAUAGUAGUCUUUAAAGAUAAUACCUAUUGCUGUUAAAUAUUAUAAUAUACUAUAUUUAACUUGAUAUAGCCUUGGCAUGGCGUCCAUGGCAAAUACUAAGACCGCAUUUUACAAUUAAUAAAUAGCCUAUCUUUAAAGAUAAUACACGUUGCUGUGUUGCGUUUACGGUGCCUAUAUUGCAUAUUUUUGCUAAGCGGACUAAAACUGGCAAAUUACACUUUGUAUGUCGCAUGAUGGGCAUCAUAGACUAUAUUAGUUUUGAUUGUGUUACAAUUAAAGCGCAUAUAAAACUUUUAAUGAAUACAUUAAGAGUGUAACAACCUUUCUGUAUAUAAUCAAUAUAUUGAUAAAGUUGGAACAGCUUGAAUGAAGAUGGCGCACUACAGUUCUCUUUUAGCGUGUUCGUAUAGAACUACUAUAAAUGUACUCAGACACUCGGUUUUUGAUCGAAUUAUUAACUAUCAUUGCAUUAAGACUAUUCAAGGUUGCAUCCUUGAUACCGGAGGCACUUCAUUACAAUCAUCCUACUCCACCAGAUCUACAACUCCGGAUAAACAUGGCUUAAGUAAAACUGUUGCACAAUAUGACGACCUGACUCAACGUGGUACCCUGAGGGAGGAUGGUCAUCAAAGAGAUGUUCUCCAACAUCUGGCUCAACUGCAAGAAACCAUCAAGAGCUACAGCAAUGAAAUAUACUUGGAUGUACCAACACCAAAUGAAAAAAAAUCCACUCAAUGUGAAGAAAAAGAUCAUGCCACCCCUGGAAAAAUGAAUGAAGAUCCUAUUUCCCUCAAAACGCAAGAAACUUCUCAACUAACUCCACCACCAAGGGGGCUUUACAUCCAUGGAGAUGUUGGCACUGGCAAGACUAUGCUGAUGGACAUGUUCUACUCCCACGUAGAGAACAGCCGCAAAAAGCGAGUGCACUUCAACUCCUUCAUGUUGGACAUUCACAGAAGGAUACAUCGGUGGAAACAAAGCCUGCCAAAACGAGGGCGAGGGAAAAUGUUCACCUACGACCCCAUAUCGCCGGUUGCUAUGGAUAUCAGCAAUGAAACCUGCCUCCUGUGUUUUGAUGAGUUUCAGGUGACGGACAUCGCUGAUGCCAUGAUCCUGAAGCAGCUGUUUGAGACCCUAUUCCGGAAAGGGGUGGUGGUGGUGGCCACGUCAAACAGACCCCCAAAUGAUCUGUACAAAAACGGACUUCAGAGGGACACCUUCCUGCCUUUCAUCGGCGUGCUGGAGGAUUACUGCCAGACCAUCUGCUUAGACUCCGGCACUGACUACAGGAGGCUGAGCAGCACGCCGACAGGGAGGCAGUACUACUGCACAGGGGAGGCUGAUGCGGAGGCCUUCAUGGACGCCCUGUUUGAUGAGCUGGCCUUGAGACAGAGACGCGCGAUGGGGCCACGGGUGUUGACGGUGCUGGGCAGGGAGGUGGUGCUGGAGAAGACCUGUGGCUCGCUGGCGGACUGCACCUUCCACCAGCUGUGUGGCACGCCCACGGGCGCCUGCGACUACCUGGAGAUGGCCGGGCACUUUGACACGGUGUUCAUCCGGAACGUUCCUCUGCUCACCCUGGAGCUCAAGGACCAGGCCAGGCGCUUCAUCACCCUCAUCGACACCUUCUACGACCUCAAGGUGAGGGUGGUGAUCCAGGCCAAGGCCCCUCUGGAGGCUCUGUUCUCCCACUCUGGAGCCGGAGACUUCAGGGACCGACAGCUGCUGGACGACCUGGGCCUCAGCGGGGUGGCAGCCGAGCAACUGUCUCUCUUCACAGCAGAAGAGGAAAUCUUUGCCUUCAAGCGUACAGUCUCAAGACUGUUGGAGAUGCAGACAGACGCAUACUGGAAGCAGGGCGACCGCACUAAGGAAUCAAACUAAACACCAAAAGAAAACAGGGAGUCCCUCCCGAUACCCUGCUUAUCGCUGAGGACACUGAACCAAACCAUUAUUUUGUCUUUAUUUCAAAGUUAUCAAAGAGUCGGGCACUUGAAGGGCCGAACUUAAUAUAAAGAAGAAAUAAUACAUAUAGCAACAAUAUUAAUGUUUUAUAGGCACCGAAUACUACUUAUAAUGUCUUGGUACCAUUUGUUCCUUGGGCUUGACUAUAUUCUGCGAAACCUAUGGACACUUUCCUAACUACCUCAAUGUGUCUUAAGUUGAUCUGUGGAUUGUUGCUGAUCAGAGGGCCUCUAGUGUAUGGAAGCAUCUGUUACCCAUGAGGCAAACCGGUGCUUAAUUCAAGGAGAGACCGUCUAUGACUUCAUUGGUCUUUGAGAGUAGAGGAAUACUGCCCUCUGUUGGUGAAAGGGGGAAAAGAGAAAAACGACUGACCACGUUACACCUAAAUCCUAACCUGUUUUUAUUUUGUGUAACGUGUAUUAUUGAUCAAUUAAUAAAAUGCUUGCAAAUAAACUAACUAGUGUUGA
Messenger RNA from Gadus chalcogrammus (walleye pollock), 3737 nucleotides. It is a transcript of the gene afg1lb, whose product is annotated as AFG1 like ATPase b. NCBI's taxonomy places the organism in Eukaryota, Metazoa, Chordata, Actinopteri, Gadiformes, Gadidae. The transcript has 13 exons. Gene Ontology annotation, cellular component: mitochondrion; cytoplasm. The coding region runs from base 1672 to 3189 and encodes 505 amino acids. The record is from RefSeq and is a predicted model, not a curated record. Gene Ontology annotation, molecular function: ATP hydrolysis activity; ATP binding.